AUGUCCACCUCCGCCUCGGCGCUGGCGCAGACCCUGGCGCAGCACGGCGACGAGGACAUCGCGCAGGCUGUCCAGCUCUUCAUCUCGCUGCGGCCGGAUUUUCGCGAGCUCCUGGCGAAGGUGAUCGAGGAGGAGCCGAUCCCAAGGUACAAUGGAACGGUGGUGAGCUUUAACCGCGAGAAGGGCUUCGGGUUUCUGCAGAGCGACCAGGUCACCGCCGAGUUCGGAAAGGACGCCUUCUGCUCGUCAAACGAGAUCGGUGAUUUCAGGGUUGGCAGCGAGGUCACGUUCACGGUGAUCGUGAACAAGAACAACCAGCCGCAGGCGAGGCUGCUGCAGGGGCCGGACGGCUCCGUGCCGCAGGAGGAGAGAGGCGUGGAAGUGGGGGACGACGAGGAGAGAAGGCUCUACUGCGGCCAGGUGGGUGUCAGUACGGCCCAGUGGGUUUGA
Molecule: messenger RNA, 450 nt
Organism: Prorocentrum cordatum
Lineage: Eukaryota; Dinophyceae; Prorocentrales; Prorocentraceae
Source: the annotation of a GenBank genome assembly